CCAUGGACGCCGGCGACACCGCCGCCGUUGCCCAGGCGCCCGCGCGGCUGCGGGAAGCGCUCGCCGCUCUCACCCAGGCGUUCGAGUCCGGGGACUGCUCCGAUGGAUCCUCCGCCGCGGCCGUUUCCGACCUCCUUAACGCCGCCGCCGCCGGUGCAGAGGAGGCGGGGGCCGACGACGCGGCGGCGGCGGCCGGGGUCGCGGAGGAGAUGCUCCGCGAGGUGCACGCCUUCUUCUCGCCCCCGUCGUCGAAUCAGUUGGCCAUAGACGCUCUCUCGCUAGAGCUUGUAAAACCUGUGGCGAAGCUCGGUGCGCUGAUGGAGAAUUGCUGCGACAUCGCCCGCGCUAUCAUUGAAUUCUUCGUGUCAAACUGCAACCCGAGGGACAUGCUCUCCAUCCUAUGUGAGGCAGUAGAUGAGCCAGUGGCAUCAAAUGGUUUAGUGUACUUUGUUCUUCUAUUCAAGGAGCUAGCCAAAGUGCUUGUUUUGAUUCACAGGAGGCAUACUGAGCAAGUAAAAGUCGCACUUCCUGCUGUUCUUCAAGUUAUGAAUGCUGCUAUACCAGAAUAUGACGAGGAACAUGGAAAGAUCAUCAUUGAUAUGUUUAAUGCAGCACUUGGAAUUGGCAACGCCAUUCAAGAAAUGUGCAAAAAAAUGGUCAACCAGAAGAAUGAAGAACUCUGUUCUGUACUUAGUUUAUACUCCCUUCAGAACAUAUCUCUUAUAUCAAGAUGCAAACAACAGCAUAUUCUCUCUGCUUGUGGUUCAGUUGUUCUUCAGCAUUCAAAAAUUCUUACAUUUUGUGGUUUCACUUAUUUUGGUCUUUUAACUGGUAAUGAUGUGACCUCAGCCACUGAUAAGCUUUUGAAAGAUGAAGAUGCUGAUUUGCUCAAGUGCUUUUCUUUUGCAAUGGAUGGUGCAAGUCUUGCAGUUAUCUGGACCUAUAUGGAUGAUUUGAUCUCAAAAUAUGCUGAGGCUGAGUUGGAAUCAGCGCUGAAAGAUGUCAAGGGCAACCAUACAAGGAUGUGGCAAGCAAUUAAUAUUCUUAGAUAUGUGUUCUCCUCAACUCAUUACCCAUGGGUACUAAAAUCCAAUGGUUUGGACUUACUGCUGAGUAUAGCUAAUGAAAGUUGUAUUGAGGAAAUCAAUGAUCAUGUAGAUGCCUCGUCUUCUGGUCCUGAAAUUUUUGCAACACUGAAGGCCAUUGAAAGUGUCAUGAUUUCUGCCCCAGAUGCAUUAAUGCGGAAGAAAGCUUUUGCUGCUUUGAAACAGGUUGUUUCAAUGGUGCCAUCCUCUCAGAGAUUUGACAUCUUACAGGCUCUUGUACAGAACAGUAUCUUCCCCUCCUUGACUGCGAUUCUCCUGGAUCUGGUGAAGGACGAAGUUUUGAGAGAGAGUCGUCAAGCUGAUCAGAAUUUUAUUGAAUCAGAUCAAUUGCAAGAUGGUCGGGAAUGGCCACCGCCUUGGUUUUGUCAUGCACUUGAGUUGGUGGGGCUGAUCUUGAAGCCUCCAGAAGGUGGCCCUCCUUGUCUUCCGGAUCAUGGUGAACAGGUGUUAUCAGCCUUAAAUUUGCUUCGGUUUGUUCUAAUAAUAGAUUCAAGAGGAUCAAGAUCAAGGAAAAUGUUUGAUAAAGAGACGAUGAGGAAGGUGUACUCGGAGUGGCUGAUCCCAUUAAGACCAAUUGUUGCAGGUAUUCAAUCAGAAAGUGAAGAGGAUGGUAGCGAUGCUGCAAAUCAUAUCAUGUGCUCAUUAAAUCCUGUUCAACUGGUACUGUACCGCUGCAUUGAGUUGUCCGAGGAAAAGAUGAAAGGUUUCUAACGUUUUCAGUUCACUGGUUUUGUACAAUGACCAUUGUAUGGAGGAAAAUAUGAAAAGAUGCAUUUGAAGUUUAGGAUUGUUCUUAUGCAAUUUUACGGUGUGCAAUGAUAUUGUCGUUCACAUUUUGCAAACUCUAGAAUUUUUUUGCUGAAUAUUCUCGUUCGCUUUUUUGCAAAGCUGCGUGUUGGUUUAUGUUAUG
This is a messenger RNA of Oryza brachyantha (malo sina), 2016 nucleotides long. RefSeq names its product aberrant root formation protein 4. NCBI's taxonomy places the organism in Eukaryota, Viridiplantae, Streptophyta, Magnoliopsida, Poales, Poaceae. The record is from RefSeq and is a predicted model, not a curated record. Gene Ontology annotation, molecular function: ubiquitin-protein transferase inhibitor activity. The coding region runs from base 3 to 1817 and encodes 604 amino acids. The transcript is spliced from 14 exons. Gene Ontology annotation, cellular component: cytoplasm.